AGACAACUUAGGUUCAAUCAAGUUUUUACAUGCUUACGUUACAGAAAUCUCGAAUUUUCGUCUGGUAUAUUUUCAGCAGUAGUUCAUAGAGAUUUGUUCUCAUAACAUUUUCACGUGCGCGUAAACAUUGCGUCUACUCGUGCCACAAGAUAAUUUAUAAAAGUCGUGAGAUGAAGAAGCCUAACAGACCAGUCAAUUAUUUGUCUUGGCUGAAAAGACUGAACUGUGAACCAGUUGCCAUACCAAGAACCACAUACUACCGUAUGCGACUCAACAUGGGACUUGUAAAUAGGCGUACGGUUGUUGGGCAGAUGCGUGCUCAAAAUGAGUAUAUUCGUCGUCAUCCUAACACAAACUAUGUCGACAGGGAAUACAUUAUUGGAGGAGACGUAGCUAGUAAUAAAAUUUUUCACAACGACGAUCAUCACCAGGAGCAACAACUGAGGAUUGAUAGUGAUGAUGAUGAUGACCAUUCGUCCUAUACAGCUGACCAUUCCCCACCAGAAUACGCAAGUGGUUCCGACGAAGAAGGCGAUGUCGAUCGAGAAUAAAAAUACAAAUUUCUGUUGUCUAA
Messenger RNA from Daphnia magna, 574 nucleotides. RefSeq lists its product as uncharacterized. The record is from RefSeq and is a predicted model, not a curated record. NCBI's taxonomy places the organism in Eukaryota, Metazoa, Arthropoda, Branchiopoda, Diplostraca, Daphniidae. The coding region runs from base 171 to 551 and encodes 126 amino acids. The transcript is spliced from 2 exons.